AUGGAGGAUUCACGUAGUUGGCUUGCUCUUGGGAUGGUGGAUGAACUGAAAAGCUUGGGAUGGGUUACAAGGCAGCCAAAGAACACUAUCAACAAGCUCAAAUUUGGAGCACUACCAUUCUCAAACCGCUAUGCAGUAGGAGGAAAAGGAGGCUCAGCUAAGGUGGAUAGGCCUUCAAAAGCGGUGGAUUAUCGUCCUAUUGUGUGUUGCAAUACCCUGUACAAAUGCAUCUCUAAAAUUCUCUGUUCUAGGCUUUCAGAAGUCUUGUCUUAUUUGAUAAAUAGUAACCAGGGUGCUUUCAUCAAGAGAAGAUAUAUUGCUUACAACAUUAUUAUUCUGCAAGAUCUUAUUAGAGGGUAUAACAGGAAGGGUAUCUUGGCUAGAUGUGUGAUGAAAAUUGACUUGAGUAAGGCCUAUGAUACUAUUGAUUGGAAUUUUCUUGAAAAAUUUAAUGGUUGCCUACUGCUUUCAUGCAAAGUUUAUUUCUUGGGUGAAGAUUUGUUUGAGAGGAACAUCAGAGUGUUGUUGCAAGCUGCUCAUUUGCCAGAGUUUCGGUUUCAUCCGCUUUGUAAGAGCCUGAAUUUAGUUGGCCUUUGUUUUGCUGAUGACCUUAUAAUAUUAUGCAAAUGGUCUCAUAAGGUGAUCAAGAUCAUUAAUGAUGCUUUCAUAGAGUUCUGUAAUUCUUCAGGAUUGGCAGCGAAUAAGUCUAAUUCUCAUGUAUAUCUCGGAGGUGUUUCUGAUGUUAAUAGGAAGGACAUUCUAGAAGUUGUUCAAUUUGAGGACAGCUCUUUUCCUCUUAAGUAUCUUGGGGUUACUAUGCGGCCAACUAAAUGGAGAGAAGUGGAUUGUGAGAAAAUAAUUAAGAAAAUUUUCUUGAAGCUCAAUGCAUCGAAGAGUAGACAUUUGUCUUUUGCGGGAAGAGCCCAGCUAGUUCAUGUUGUUCUUUUAGGAACUUUCUCUAAGGUGAAAGAGGGAGUGCAAGUAAGUUGCAUUUUACUUCUUGGGAGCAGGUUUGUCUCCCUAAGAUGUUUGGAGGGAUUGGUUUUUGAGAAGGGAGGCCAAGAUCUUUGGUCGUAUGAGUUGAAACCUGAUGUUAGUUGGUAUUGGAGGAAACUAAUGAAGCUUAAAUAUUGGUUUUCCCAUUCAGAUUUGUUUGAAGCGAAAAUUCAUGGCAAGUUUAAAGUGAGCAAAAUUUAUAACAAGAUGCUUCCUUUUUAUGAAAAGGUGAACUAUUACAAAUCGUUUUGGUGUAGAUUUUCUGCUCCGAAACACAAAUUUAUAUUGUGGCAAGAGAUUAAUAUGCAAUUUUUGACUAAUGACAAAUUGUUGCGGUGCAAAGUGAACAUUCCAUCUGCUCUUUGUCCAAUUUGUGAGUUGUGCUUGGAGAGUCACCACCAUCUUUUCUUUGACUGUAUUUUUUCGCAGAAGGUUGUUCAAGGGGUUCAAAGCUGGCUGGCAGCUACUUCAUGGCCUUUACAUAUCCAGAGUUGGAUUAGUUGGCUGGGUUCUAAGUGGAAUUUUGGUGUGGUUAACAAUAUUGUUUCAACUGUUAUGGCAGCCACUGUCUAUAGUAUUUGGAUCAAUAGGAAUCUUUUCAUAUUUGAAGGAAAGUCUCUUAUUACUAUUCAAUGUGUUGAUAAGCUGAUUCGGCAAUCAAUUAAAGCUCGAAUAUUGUUACUUGACAAAAGGAAAAUGACUGGGAGGGAUAAAAUUGUUUUGGAUACUGUAAGAAUUAUGUAA
Humulus lupulus (European hop) is the source of this 1740-nucleotide messenger RNA. RefSeq lists its product as uncharacterized. NCBI's taxonomy places the organism in Eukaryota, Viridiplantae, Streptophyta, Magnoliopsida, Rosales, Cannabaceae. The transcript has 6 exons. The record is from RefSeq and is a predicted model, not a curated record. The coding region runs from base 1 to 1740 and encodes 579 amino acids.